GCGGCGCUGAGGCGGCCCCGGCCCGGCCGCGGAGCCCCCGGGACCCCCGGCCAUGGAGGGCAUGGACGUGGACCUGGACGCGGAGCUCAUGCAGAAGUUCAGCUGCCUCGGCACCACCGACAAGGACGUGCUGAUCGGCGAGUUCCAGCGCCUGCUCGGCUUCCAGCUCAGCCCCGCCGGCUGCGCCUUCUUCCUCGACAUGACCAACUGGAAUCUACAAGCUGCCAUUGGAGCCUACUAUGAUUUUGAGAGUCCAAAUAUCAAUGUCCCCUCCAUGUCAUUUGUGGAAGAUGUCACCAUAGGUGAAGGAGAGUCCAUCCCUCCUGAUACCCAGUUUACAAAAACAUGGAGGAUACAGAAUACAGGGACGGAGGCGUGGCCCCCAGGGGUUUGCCUGAAGUAUGUUGGUGGAGACCAGUUUGGGCACGUGAACAUGGUGAUGGUGAGGUCCCUGGAGCCGCAGGAGAUGGCUGAUGUCAGCGUGCAGAUGUGCAGCCCCAGCACCGCCGGAAUGUAUCAGGGACAGUGGCGGAUGUGCACUGCCACGGGACUCUACUACGGAGAUGUCAUCUGGGUGAUCCUCAGCGUGGAAGUUGGAGGACUUCUGGGUGUCACACAGCAGCUGUCAUCCUUUGAAACAGAGUUCAACACGCAGCCGCAUCGCAAGGUAGAAGGAAACUUUAACCCAUUCGCCUCUCCACAGAAGAACAGGCAACCAGAUGAAAACAACCUAAAAGACCCUGGGGGUUCCGAGCUAGGCACAAUCAGCAAAAACACAUGGGGGCCUGCUCCUGACCAAAUCGAACAAGAUCAGAAUGGACUGUCACAAAACUCUGUAAAUCUCUCCCCCAGCAGUCACUCGAACAACUUGUCGGUAGUGACGUACAGUAAGGGUUUCCACGGUCCUUAUCACUUCGGACAGUCUUAAAACACAAAAACACAAAACGGGUAUCGACAAGAGGAGAAUUUAAGAAAAA
Melospiza georgiana is the source of this 977-nucleotide messenger RNA. RefSeq names its product inflammation and lipid regulator with UBA-like and NBR1-like domains (gene ILRUN). The transcript is spliced from 5 exons. Gene Ontology annotation, molecular function: ubiquitin binding. The record is from RefSeq and is a predicted model, not a curated record. The coding region runs from base 53 to 928 and encodes 291 amino acids. Gene Ontology annotation, biological process: macroautophagy. NCBI's taxonomy places the organism in Eukaryota, Metazoa, Chordata, Aves, Passeriformes, Passerellidae. Gene Ontology annotation, cellular component: phagophore assembly site.